GUGGGGACAGAGGAAAGGAAGAAAAAAAGAGAGAGAGAGGCAGGAAAAGUUUUUUCAGAGGAAAAUGCAGGGCUUGUCCUUAACCCUGACGUCAGAUCUUGCUUUAAUAAAACCCCCCAAAGGCUGCGGGAAGAAGCAUAUCUGGUGCUCCUCAUGGGCCAGGCCAGUCUCGGCCCAGCUCCCCCGAGAGGUGGCCGGAUCCUCUGGGCUGCUCGGUCGAUGCCUUUGCCACUGACUUCCAGGCAUGAGGUGGUUCCUGCCCUGGACGCUGGCAGUGGUGACAGCAGCAGCUGCAGGCAGCGCCCUGGCCACGGCCCUCUCUCCAGCCCCCAUGGCCAUGGCCUUCACCCCCGCGCCGCUGGAGGACACAUACUCACGCCCCCAGUUCUGCAAGUGGCCAUGCGAGUGCCCGGCGUCCCCACCCCGAUGCCCGCUGGGGGUGAGCCUCAUCACCGACGGCUGUGAAUGCUGCAAGAUGUGCGCUCAGCAGCUCGGGGACAACUGCACAGAGGCCGCUGUCUGUGACCCCCACCGGGGCCUCUAUUGCGACUACAGUGGGGACCGCCCGAGGUACGCAAUAGGAGUGUGUGCACAGGUGGUCGGCGUGGGCUGCGUCCUGGACGGGGUGCGCUACAACAACGGCCAGUCCUUCCAGCCCAGCUGCAAGUACAACUGCACGUGCGUGGACGGCGCAGUGGGCUGCACGCCGCUGUGCCUGCGCGCGCGCCCCCCUCGCCUCUGGUGCCGCCGCCCCCGGCGCGUGAGCGUGCCCGGCCGCUGCUGCGAGCAGUGGGUGUGCGACGACGACGCCGCCACGAGGCCGCGUAAGACGGCGCCGCGCCACACGGGUGGCUUCGCGGCCGCGGCCGAGGGAGAGCCAUGGCACAGGAACUGCAUAGCCUUCACGAGCCCCUGGAGCCCCUGUUCCACCACCUGCGGCCUGGGGGUCUCCACUCGGAUCUCCAACGUCAAUGCCCGGUGCUGGCCUGAGCAGGAAAGCCGCCUCUGCAACCUGCGGCCGUGUGACGUGCACCUCCAUCCACUCAUCAAGGAAGGGAAGAAGUGUUUGGCCGUGUACCAGCCGGAGGCGCCCGUGAACUUCACCCUCGCCGGCUGCGUCAGCACACGCUCCUACCGGCCCAAGUACUGUGGGGUCUGCUCGGACAACCGGUGUUGCAUCCCCUACAAGUCCAAGACCAUCGAUGUCUCCUUCCAGUGUCCGGAUGGGCCUGGCUUCUCCCGCCAGGUCCUGUGGAUCAACGCUUGCUUCUGCAACCUGAGCUGUAGGAAUCCCAAUGAUAUCUUUGCGGACUUGGAAUCCUACCCUGACUUCUCAGAAAUUGCCAAUUAGGCAAGCACGAAACAUGGGCCCUGGGGCCUGGCCCAAUGCUUGCAAAGCAGCCAGCCCUUUGAGGCCCACGGGUGAGCCUUCUUUUGUCCCCUUCCCUCUCAUUUCUAACUACUCUGAUCCAGACCCUUGGCGCCUGUCCUGUCUCUGACCACCCCAGUGACCCAUUAUGGUGCUGCUCGAGCCCAGGCCGUGGGUCCCUUCCUUGCCAGCAUUCUGCACCCAUGCCAAAGAAAGUGCCUGUCACCAGCUGUUCUGGACAAUACCCAAGCUUGACCCAGCCUGUCCAAGCCACUGGAAGUCCUGCUGGAUCUUGCACGAGUCCCAAAGAACAGAAUCAGCUAGACAUUUGGUGUCACUCAUUCUCUCUUUAGAUACCAAACCACAGGACUCUUUGGGUCCAUCAGAAGCGUAGACGGGAUUUAGGGAUUUAGGACCAUGGAACAGUGUAUUGGUGGGGCCCUGCCAGGUGGCACUCUUAACAGACAGCCUGACCGCAGUACAUCAUGUAUCUCUGAUUCCAAAGAUUCAUGCAUCCCAAGGUCACCAAACAUGUGCCAAGUAGGCGAAUGACGGUUUGGUUUUGUUUUUUAGUGGAAAAUUGUAUCCGUUAAUCUGAGCAUUGUCGAGGUUAAGUCUCUCUUUGCCUCUGCCCUGUGGAAAGUGCGAAUUGAGUGCAUCCCAGUCAGAGAUGCGAUUUGAUAAACUUUAUUCUUGUUUCUGGGGAAAGUCCCCAGUUGCUACUCCGGGGUCAGAGCAAGGCCAGCCAAUUUGCAGAAGGAGCAAUGGACCUACCAGCGAAUCUGCUGCUGACAGACAGGGCUUUGGGCGGUUGGCCGGGCUCUUCCUUGCAUCCAGAUCCUCUGCCUGCCUGGGGGUUCAUGGGACUUGAUGGAGCCCCUAGGGCGGCCUCUCUGACCCGUGAAAGUGGUGUCCUGGGAUAUUCCCCUGGUCUCAAGGAGCGUUGGGGGAUGCAGCAGAAGCCCAGGCCGGCCCCACCUGCAAUGACCAAGACAGCUCCAGGCUGGGCGUGGGACAAAGAAGCAGGUCCACUCUGCAUGAGCCUGAGGUCGCAAGGGUGAAUGAGCCCAGGUCACAUCUCUUUCUGCCACAGUGACCCAUUUCACAGACUUUGGGUCUCCUGACCCAAAUAACCCAGUUCUGGUAUGAAGACAGAGGUUUACCAGUUGUCUAGGAAUAUACUUAACAGGGAUUAAAAGCCAAAAGGGGUUGAAGCUAAAAGGGAGAGAAGGUUGUUCCUAAUGGAAAUGAGGCUAUUAUUUAUUUUGUUAGUAAAGUAUAAAUAUUUACUGUUAUAAUUCUUUUAUUUAGUACCUCCUCUGUGCCGGACAUUGUUCUUAGUGCUUUCCAUACACUAGCUCAUGGAGACUUCGCUUCAUGUUGAAAGGUCCCCGUUAUUGUUUCUGUCCUUACAAAUGUGAAAUGGAAGCUCAGAGAGGUCAAGUGGUGGCCCCAGUCACCCAGCUGGUAAGCGGGGAGUCAGGAUUCAAAUCCAGGUUGGACUGACUUUAUAACCCAUUAUUUUUUCCUUACUUUUAGAGCUUCCAAAUGUGUCAAAGCAGAAAAACAUGUCAGAAUAAGGGACUUUUUGCUCUCUCUCUUCACUCUUAUUACUGUCUCUCUAGUUCCUUUCCCAAGAGAAAAAGAGCAUCUGACUUUCAGAUAAUUUAAGUGCCUGAGCAUCCAAAGAAUAUGGGAUGGACAAAAAUCCAGGAAUACCCUAUAGAUUGUCCCUUCCUUCAAGUCAGAACCAGCUUGAGCCAGCCCUGAUAGUCUAGCGGUUAAAGUUCCGUCCGCUCCCCUUGAGCGGCCUGGGUUUGGUUCCCGGUUGUGGAACCACACCACUCAUCUUUCAGUAGCCAUGCUGUGACAGUGGGUCAAAAAGAAGAACUAGAAGGACUUACAACUAUACACAACUAUGUAGUGGGGCUUUGGGGAGGAAAAAAGGAGCAAGACUGGCAAUAGAUGUUAAAUUAGGGCAAAUCUUCCCCUACAAGGAAAAAAAGUCAAACCAGCUCCCCUCACAUAUUUAAAAGAUGCUUUUGUUUACCCAAUGGUGCAUAUUAAAUGAUGCAGUAAUUCAUGAGGGAAUCCUGCGUGGUGUGCAGAGGGAUUCCUAAACAGGAAGAAAGCAUUGGGAGUUGGGAGCAUCGGGAGUGUCCCCCUUACUGUGAACUCCCGAUGCCUAGCCCAGUGCAAAGCAUGCAGUGGUGCUCAGUAUGUAUUUAAUGAAUAAAAGAAAUUUUGUAUGUGUUCCUACUUUUAUUCAGUAGCUCUCUUCUUCCAAAGGUACGAGACAGUCUAAUUUUUACCAGCCAAAUUUUAUUUGAAGUGCCGUAGGAAAAGAGACACUUCACAUUUAAAGAAACGUAUAUUUUUUAUUGGAAAAAAAAAAGAAUUUUUGUGUGAAGAGAAUUUACCCCGUGAGUAAUCCUUUCUAGAAGUCUGUGUGGAUUGUGUUGGAUUUUCUUGGAGUGAAAUCACCUGCCAUCUUCAGAUUACAAUGACCAGAUGACAGCUGACCCCUUUUGAAAUUCAGCAGCAACCCGAGAGCUAGGUUCUUACUGAAUUUGCAUCCCAAUUCGGGAAACUGAGCAUAGCUUCCAAGAUCCUAGGAAGCCUGGCUGGAGGAACUGGGGGUUAUCCAGGGAAUGCAUGGGAUGGGGUGGCCGGAGUGCCCCCGUGAUUAUGUGCUUUGAGAAAUGGACCCGUCUCAGGCAGGCCCUGGAGGGAUGGUCUCAGCUCCAUGAUUUGAAGUCGUGGGGGAGGCAGUUUGGGCGCAGUGAGAGGAAGCUCUUUCCAGCACGCUGCAGUGGUGUGACCUGCUUCAAGGAAAGUGCAGAAGAAGAAUCACCAUGAGAAAAGUCUGUCUGUGGAGUGCGUAUUUGGUGCCAAGCACCAUGCUAAGUUUUAAAUUAUCUUACCACUUAUCACAGCAAUUUUGAGGAAGCGUCUCUUCCCCAUUUUAUAAAUGGAAUGUCUGAGACUCAAAGAGGCUGAAAAAUCAGCCAAAAAAGUUGGAGCCCGAAGCCCAGCUUAUUCCACUCUGCCUUGCCCUUGGGGAGGCCUCCAGGCAGAGCCUCGAUGACCUCUGCUGGAUGUCUCAUCGACGAGAGGGACCAACUAGAUCAGAUAGAUGCCUCUCCAGCCGCUUGUCCCUCCAUGUUCUGGGAUGAGGGGAAGGUGCACUGACCUUCGGUGGAGAAAUUCACAUCAGUGCCUGGAGUGGAUUUCUCUGGCGUGCUUAGGUGUGGGGACCUGAACUCAUCAAAGCACUGGUUCCUGCUCAGCCUUCUCACCAGCAUUUGAGGAGCGCUCCCCAGGCCUCGGGCUGCGUGCUUUACACCACGUCUUCUUUAAUCCUCAUGGCAAACCUAGGAGAUAUGGCAAUGUGAUCACUUCCCCGUCUAAGAAAGGAGUCCUUUGAGGCUCCCAGAGGUUAUUUGCUCAAUGUCUUACCAGCUGUUGGACUGCAGACCAGGAUCUCAAACCGAAGUUCUUCUGACACCUGAGCCAGCUCCCCCGACGUGAAGCCGGGUUAGCCUAACCCCCAAAAUCAGAAGGUACAAGAGAUGCUUUGCUGACCAGAGCUGCAAUGUUAACUUUGAAAGUGAUUUGGAGAAUGAUCAAAGAAACAAGCUCCAAGGGGUACGACUGUCUCUAAUCUCAUUAACAUCGUGCUGUGUAUACAUAGAGGUGGUGGGAAAGCAACACAGCCCGUGACUAUUGUGUUAAAUGAGGUCACUGCUUUCUUAAGGACUUAUCUUGAUGCAGAGUAGCUGCAAUGAUGACCCUGCGCGGCUGGGAAUCAUGGAUGGUCCGAACGGUCAGCUGUGUAUCUGCACAUAUGCAUACGUGUCUGUGUCUAUAUCUGUAUGGAUAUAUCUCUUUUCAAACUGUGGCUUAAUAUUUGUCUUCCUACUGCCAUUUUUGUAACUGAAAAAUACACAUGAAGAAAUGUCUUGGAAUUUCCCAAUAGAGGAGGAAGAGCACUUGGGCAAUCUGUCUUGUUUUACCACAUUCCUCAUUUUUCUUGUGAUUUGGGUAGUGUGGAACGUGUUUGCUCAAUGUGAACGGUUCUCAUUGCUCAAAUUCCCUGUUUAUAGCUUUUCUCCUUAAAGCAAUAAAUCAUCAGCAAAGUGAUUUACUGGAUUUGGUGGGGUUUCCUGUAUAUUCAGUUAUUGUGAGGACAUUCAAUAAAUGUGCAGAUGGUGGAAAUUAGA
Molecule: messenger RNA, 5592 nt
Organism: Equus caballus (horse)
Lineage: Eukaryota; Metazoa; Chordata; Mammalia; Perissodactyla; Equidae
Gene: CCN4
Product: cellular communication network factor 4
Biological process (GO): cell adhesion; signal transduction
Cellular component (GO): extracellular region; extracellular matrix
Molecular function (GO): heparin binding; integrin binding
Source: RefSeq, a predicted model, not a curated record